UCAUCCUUGUUACACUUAUAUGAUCGAAGACUAUGAAAACUCAUUACGGCAGCCUAACGAAUCAAAUGAAAGGAAUUCAAAAUACAAUUAUGCCAAAUUUCCUUUAACUUUGAAUGACAGUUCAGGAAAUUUACCAAACGAAAAUGAAAGGUCUAAAUAUCUUAUGAAUGAUUUUGAAACCACAUUUUCCGGAUCAAGUGGUACUGACAUUGAAAAUCAAAGAGGAUCAGAUGUAUCAGACCAGAUCUAUGCAACAACUGAUGACGAAUGCAAAAUGUCUCUUGAAGAUAGCAAAUCUCGGUCUUUGAAUAAAGAUAAAAAGAAUUUUAUGGAUUAUUUAGAAUGUGUUAUCAGAAAUUCUUUUUCAGAUAAUAACAAUAUUUCCAGAACUGCGAAAUCGACUGCGAAUUUUGAUCUGCCACCAGAGUGUAACGAGCCGAAAAAUGGCAAAGUGCAAGUGUCGGAGGAUGUAAUUGAUGAACAUAUUUCACCUGGAAUGCACACUACUAAAGGUUACAAUAAUAAUAAGAAAAUUGCAACCGACUUGAAGGAACCUAUCUCUAUCAAGGAGGAUGACCAUGCUGUGGCUGGUCCUUCCGGAUUCUGUUCUGGUAAGAAGAAAUUUCCACAGAUCUUCAUUAAGAAAGAUACUCCUAAAACUAAUUAUCGAACACACACUGACGACAGGCAUUUUAUAUGCGUUAUAUGUAAUAAACAAUUCUCUAAGAAAUCAAAUCGUGACCAGCAUUACAGAACGCAUACUGGCGAAACACCUUAUGUUUGUGAUGUAUGCGGAAGAAAAUUUUCCCAGAUAGGAAACCACAACAGACAUUACAGAACCCACACACGUGAAAGACCUUUUGUGUGCGACUUCUGUAAUAAAGGUUUUGCUCAAAAGGCUCAUCUCAAGAAUCAUGUAAGAUCUCAACACUGGAGAAAAACCUUAUAAAUGUCCAAUUUAUGGAAUGGCAUUCACAAAUAGCAACGAUUGCAAUAGGCAUCGCAGAAGAAAGCACGAGCGAAAUGAAAUUAUCAAAUUACAGAAAUAAAUAUUAUUUCCUUAUAUGAAAUUAUUUAACUUUUUUUAACGAAUUGGAGCCAUUUUAAGUCAAAAUUGUUAAAUUUAAAUUUUAAAAUUACUGUAGGAA
Molecule: messenger RNA, 1148 nt
Organism: Argiope bruennichi
Lineage: Eukaryota; Metazoa; Arthropoda; Arachnida; Araneae; Araneidae
Product: zinc finger protein 16-like
Exons: 1
Coding region: 20-949 (309 amino acids)
Biological process (GO): regulation of transcription by RNA polymerase II
Molecular function (GO): DNA-binding transcription factor activity; RNA polymerase II cis-regulatory region sequence-specific DNA binding
Source: RefSeq, a predicted model, not a curated record